UGAAUCUGCCAGCCAGUUAAAACACUUUACCCCGGAUUAAUCGAUGAAGCAUGGAUAUUAACCUGGAGAAAGCGGUAGCAUUUACAUGGUCUCGAACCCUGUACCCCAGGUCUUUUCCGAUUGUCCGGGGCUAGAUCUGCUGGUUAGCUGUGGAGUAGUAGGUGGGUCGUAGAGAAACAAGUUUCGAUUUUCUACAUCAGGUUUAAGGGGGGAAAUUCCCAAUUGGUCCUGGUAAUGAAUUGCGGCAUGUUCAAUAUAGUUGAACAGUCUUACCCGACACUAACCCCAGAAGUCCACGAGGCUUUCAGGCUAAACAUUAUCCCCUGUACGGAGAAGUAUAUAAGGAGUAGGCCACUAUUCUAUGAGGUAGGAAAGGUAAGAUAUUCAACCAUACUUAGGUACCGAGCUUAUCGCCAUGUUGCCAUCAUUUAUUCUUACCGCAGCCGCCUUAAUCCCAGGGGUCUUCACAGCACCCUCAGGCUUCCUCCCUCAGAUUGGAGACCUGUUCCAUGGAAGCAACAGCAACUCUAUCCAGACUCGACAAGGUGGCUACUUCUGGUCUUCUUGGUCAGAGGGUGGUGGUUCUUUUAGAUGCAAUAACGGCGGCGGCGGCUCGUAUAGCGUAACUUGGCAAAGCAGUGGCGGCUCAAGCGGCUUUGUCUGCGGGAAGGGAUGGAGUCCGGGCGGUAAUAGAGCCGUCAAAUACUCCGGUACAUACACGCCCAAGGGACCUAGCUACCUGGCCGUAUAUGGCUGGACGCGCAACCCCCUAAUCGAGUACUACAUCAUGGAUGCCCAUGGAGAUCUCCUCCCAAACGAACCUUGGACCUCCAAGGGUAACUUUACCAUCGACGAGGGUACAUACGAAGUUUUCACCAGCACCCGUGUAAACAAGCCAUCCAUUAUUGGGACAGCGACCUUUCAGCAGUACUGGUCUGUCCGCACCGAACAAAGAGUUGGUGGAACCAUUACGACCGGAAAGCACUUCGACCAAUGGUCUAAGCUAGGUCUUAGACUAGGAGGCCAUGACUACAUGAUUGUCGCUACUGAAGGAUACACUAGCGGAUCGACUACAAGCAAUGGAACCUCCUCAAUCACGCUAGGUUAGGUGAUGGAAGUAUAAAAGAAUUUAAACCCAAUUUGAUAUCAAGUUUGGAGAUGAAUAUCGAUUGCUCAUAUCAGGCCUUGGAAGUAAUUGCUACUAGGGUAAUUAGACAGAAACCUCAUUUGACUCGUACAAUUUUCUAUCUUACAUGCUUCACACCGAAGGGACUUGUUACAUUACAACUAAUACCCCGCCUUAUUUAUCUUGGCUACCUGACGUAGAAUAUGCGCAACCUACUUGGCUGUUAUACAUGGUGAGCCUGAUACAUGCGUGCCUGCAACAUAAGGUAAAUAGGGCGCGGGGGAUAAUGUAGGGGUUCCCACUGAGAGGCG
Molecule: messenger RNA, 1437 nt
Organism: Daldinia caldariorum
Lineage: Eukaryota; Fungi; Ascomycota; Sordariomycetes; Xylariales; Hypoxylaceae
Product: glycoside hydrolase family 11 protein
Exons: 3
Coding region: 416-1108 (230 amino acids)
Biological process (GO): xylan catabolic process
Molecular function (GO): hydrolase activity, hydrolyzing O-glycosyl compounds
Source: RefSeq, a predicted model, not a curated record